Molecule: messenger RNA, 1185 nt
Organism: Rhagoletis zephyria (snowberry fruit fly)
Lineage: Eukaryota; Metazoa; Arthropoda; Insecta; Diptera; Tephritidae
Source: RefSeq, a predicted model, not a curated record
GCAGGUCUCGCAGUGAAUCCAAACAAUGCCAAAUUGUACAACAACAUUGGUCACUAUUACGAGCGUCAACAGCAAUACGAAAAAGCCAUCGACUACUUUCAGCAAGCCGCAGCAAAAGAUGAACAUGACAUUGGCUCUGAACUGAAUAUUGCGCGGGCACUUAUACAACUUCCGGGUCGCAUUGAGCAGGCAGAGGAACUUCUUUGGAAAAUUAAGCCGAAAAUCCGCAAUUCGGCAAACCGCAAUCGAAUUGUGCCCAACUACCUGAAUCUGUGGAUCAACUUGGCUCGGGUCAUUAGCAUGAAUGACUCGCGUUUGGGUGAAGCUGAAAAGCUCUAUUGGGAAGUCAUCUCUAUGAGAAAUGACUUCAUCGAUGCGUACAUUAAUUUGGGAGAAAUUUACUUUCGCCGUCGAAAGUACGAUACGGCCAUUGAGACUUAUCGGUUGGCACUUGAUCGAACGGAGUUUAAGAAUGACCUCAAAGCAGCUGAUCUACACUACAACAUUGCCAUUGCCAAAACGUUGCAAUUAAACAAUGAAAAGCAGACUGCGGCUAGCAAGUCUGAUAUUGAGAAAGCUGUUGUUUUAGCUGAGAUUGCCGAAAGUUUUACUAAAGCCAUUGAGAUUAACGCCAAUCACAAGGAAGCACUGGUCAACUUGGCCAUUUUAGUGCAAAAACCAGAGUUUCAACAACUGGAUAAUCGAACGCAGUAUCGCGAGUUUGUGCUAAAAGCACUUCGAGCUUACACGAAAAAUGAAGAGCGAGAAGUGAUUGAGUUCAACAUUGCUAUUACUUUAAUAGACCUGGAUGGUCAAAGUAAUCGAUUGGAGGCCAUAAAUCAUCUGCGAAACGCCAUCAAAAUAAAACCCAGUUUUCGAAGUGCACUGUACAACUUGGCCAUUUUGUAUUACGAGUUCAAAGACUACAAGAGCUCCCUACAGUACUUGCAGCAAUUAAGUGGCUACCAUUCAACUUACACUAAAGCAUUCCUGCUGAUGGCCGAUGUUUACACUAAAUUACUGGAACUGGACAACGCUGAACAGAUUUACCUGAAAGUGCUCGAAUCUGACAGCAGCAAUAACGAGGCGCUGCACGGCUUGUACAGAGUUUACAAGUUUAGCAACCAAACUCAGAAGUUUCAAAAGUACGCAUCUCGGCUUGCAAACAAUUCGCGCAGCUCUUAA